ACAUCCUUGUCUCCAGGGAACAUGACUGCAAAGGGGUGUUACCAAAGAAUUAUAUUAAAAAGCGGGUGUAACCCACCGCCAUAAGUGCAGUGCUCUUGGAAUCGAGUUCUGUCUGGUGUUGGUAGAAGAAAAUACAGCAGUUGCAGUUGUUUCAGUUCACGUUAACCUGCUUUUUUUGGGACUAAUUCAAGUUUUUGCUGUUGAGAGGCAUCCUUCUUGUCCCGUCACCAGGAGAGGCUUCGACAGCAGGAAGAAGAGGAGAAGCUGAGGAAGGAGACAGAGGAAGAGCGGCUGAAGACGGCCCAGAAAAAGACAACAGCAGUCUGCUGGCCUUACCGCAUCCUCACCAAGAUCCAAAAUGACAGCACCAUUGGCCUUUGCUCGGUCGGUGGAGGAGUAAAAAUGACACGGGGCCAGAGGAAGUACCUGAGGGACCAGUGGCUUAGUGAAGCGACCUCACCUUCCAUCUUUACACGUGACAGCAGUUGGACCAGUUCACUGCAGCACAACAAAGCGGACGAGGACACAGCAGCGGAAAAAAACAAAAGUCAAAAGACGCCUCAGGACAAGGAGGAAGAAGCAGCUGAUGCCAGAAAAGAGGAACAAGCUUCCCUAGAAGAAAACAAAGAGUCUGUCCACUGUGCAGCUACAGCCAGAACACACAACCCCUAUCAGGCUGCCACUGAGGAGGACGCGCGAGUGAACAAAGAGGCUGAGGAUUACUGCUCCAUUCAAAUGGAAAAAAGGAUGUUUCAUGAGAGUGGCCAAGAAGGCCGAUCAGUCCUGGGAAUGUUAGCAGUGCAGGUCGAAAGAGACCCCAAGACUGGUGCCACUGUCGUCAGAUCAGUGGCCCCCGUGUCCACACCGGCCGGCGCUGCGAGGGAUAACACGGUCUUCGACGAUGGCAGGAAGAGUAUUCACACUGUCGGUGGGUCAGGGGGUCAACCGUCAACCGAAGAGCUCGGGCAGAUCUUGAGCGUCAUUGAUGGGGUUGGGAUGGAGGCGCUGCUGGAUGAAGUCACAGUCAUGCCAAUCGAGGCCAACAAUGUAGAAGCCAGCGGGCCUCUGAAGGAAAAUCUGUCUCUUUCUACCCAUCAGGCCACGUCCAAUGGGAAAAAUAUUCUAUUAGACAGCUCCAGAAGAUACGACUUAGAGGCUGAGCUGAGCAUAGAGGACAAUGCUGUAAGUGUGGGGAAUGAGAAGGAUAAAAAAGACAACACAAGCAUUAUGGUAGUUAGAGACAUGGUGGUAGAUAACGUGGAGGUUCAAAGGUUGGAGGAAGGCCCAGUCACCCUUUUGUUCCUGGGAUACACUGAUGCCACACCUGACCCAGGUAGCGGCCAAGAGGGCGAUGAAGGCAUGAUCACAGUGGAACGAGUAAUUAUCACAGAAGAUGGAGAAGAAUACGUCGUAGGACCUGAAACAUCUGCCUCACCCCCAUCAACAUCUAACAAGGAGCCAGAGCAGGAGGCAGGGAAAGAGUCCCAGGAAGUAUUUCAGGACAUUCCCCUGGAUGGAGCAAGGGUCAAAGUCCAGGAUGAGGAAGGUGACAAGGGGCUGCAUAAAUCAUCUUCACCCAGUGUAGCAGCGGCAGAAGGCACAUCCCAGCACAAGACCUGCCAGUGCUGCUCUGUCAUGUGAGAAGAUGACUGAAGACAGAGACUAAGAGUUAAUCGUAACAUUUGUUGUGUUUUAUACCAUUGUGCCUUCGAUUACUGCUGCUUCGAUGACUGAUACGAGAGCGUGUACCCCCACCUGGCAUAGUCCUACAACGGUUUUGGCCCGGAGCACCGGACCACUUCACUUCGUCAUGGAAAACUGGGCAUUAUGUGGUUGUAAGCCUUUGCAGCAGCUCUGUGGUACUUGUAAAAUCCACUUCCUCCCCCUGGUGGACAAAGCUGAGAAUUUCAACAUGCACUCCUGCAGACACUGCAGAUACUUGUGGCCUCUCUUUUUCUGUCUUGGGACACUUCCUGGCGGAGCGGGGGAAGCAUAUUCAGCCGUUUUUGCCAAGAAUAUUUCUAAGACUAAUCAUGGUCUGAUUCAUGGCAAUUUAACAUUCAUUUUAUUAGUUACAUCUGUAACAUCCGUUGAUAAUUAGAUUUUUCCCCAUGACUACACAGGGCUGUGGCUGCCACUGGGUUGUAGUUGAAAUCCUUGAUUUAGUUCAACAUUUUGGGAAAUACCCUCAUCUGUUUUCUUACUUAGAGUGAGAUGGGAAGUUUACUAUCACUCUCUUGGUCUGUAUGGUUACCAGCAACUGGAUUUAGAAAAGAAAUACCAGGCAUUAAAGAUGCAAAAGGGAGUACUUUGUGACUACUUUGAUCAGAGCUGGCUUUUUUACAUAGCUUCAUACAGACAGGAAAGUGGUAUCAAUCCUCUCAAGUCCUUUCCAGACUGCUCAGGAGUUCAUGAGUUUCUAUUAACAUAUGACGACCGCAGCAGGGCAUAGCCCGAAUCGAAUGUGUUCACAACAGCAGUAAAAUUUCUGGAACAUUCAGGCAAGGAGGAGGCGACUGCCCACUCGCUCGCCGUGAAUCUUCCAGAGAAUUUACUACUGUAUUCUCACAUGGGCUCAUUUGGACAUUUUCCUGAAAUUUCAGCAUUUCUAUUGAUUCUGGGAGUGUAAACUAAUUUCCAGACUGUGGGCAUCUAUUUCCAAGUUAUUUUGGCUACUUCAAAUAAACACUUAAAAAAGA
Messenger RNA from Scophthalmus maximus (turbot), 2699 nucleotides. RefSeq names its product paralemmin-2-like. Gene Ontology annotation, biological process: regulation of cell shape. Lineage: Eukaryota; Metazoa; Chordata; Actinopteri; Pleuronectiformes; Scophthalmidae. The record is from RefSeq and is a predicted model, not a curated record. The transcript is spliced from 8 exons. Gene Ontology annotation, cellular component: membrane. The coding region runs from base 403 to 1641 and encodes 412 amino acids.